Messenger RNA from Cydia pomonella (codling moth), 697 nucleotides. RefSeq lists its product as uncharacterized. Lineage: Eukaryota; Metazoa; Arthropoda; Insecta; Lepidoptera; Tortricidae. Bases 112 to 669 code for a protein of 185 amino acids. The record is from RefSeq and is a predicted model, not a curated record. The transcript has 2 exons.
UCUGCAUCGGACUGUGCAUUACAAGCAUUAGGGAGUACCUUCACUGCGCUUUGUACUUAUUUUUACUAAGAGAAUACUUUUUGCAAUAAUGCAGAAACGGCUGAACCGAUCAUGUUCGCUAUAUUUUUAACCGGCUUUAAGAUUUCAAAAGGAGGAGGUUAUCAAUUCGGGCCACUAAUAUUGCUGGGACUAGUAGCGACCACAUCAUGCCUGCCACUAGAAGAAAAAGAAGACCCAACACCGACCACAGAGAGCAUAGAGCAAAUCCAAAAAACCAUAAAGGUAGUCUCUUACAUACAAAACUUCAAAAACGUAAUGGCUGACUACGUCAACUCUCAAUACAACCUAACUGUACACGAUAUGGAGAAAAUAAAGCAAACCCUAGAAGAAUUUCUAAUCAGUUUCGCGAACGAUCUUCGAGAAACAGUUGAAGAGCAACAGAAAAAUGUGACGUUUGAAAAAGAGCGCGAAAAAAUUCAAGAUGGCGUCCCGGAUGCGACUUUCAAGGAAAUAAGAGAUAGGAUUAUGACAGAGUUUCCAGAUAUCAAGGAAGAAACUGCUGAUGUAAUUGUUUAUAAAUUGAGAAAGAAUUUAUAUGAGACGCGGCAGAAGAUUGAUUAUGUUAUUAAGACGUCUUCUGAGAGGGAAUUCGAAUAUGCCAUAGCUUAGUUUUUCUAAGAUCAGAGUACGUAUUUAA